Molecule: messenger RNA, 3749 nt
Organism: Seriola dumerili (greater amberjack)
Lineage: Eukaryota; Metazoa; Chordata; Actinopteri; Carangiformes; Carangidae
Gene: coro2ba
Product: coronin 2B
Exons: 12
Coding region: 225-1670 (481 amino acids)
Biological process (GO): actin filament organization
Molecular function (GO): actin filament binding
Source: RefSeq, a predicted model, not a curated record
GCCAGCCAUUACUUCACUGCAGCAGCAAUCACCCUCUCGGUACUUAGUGAGCCAGACACACUAACCUGUCUGUCCCCUCCUCUUCUCUCUCUCUCUCUCUCUCUCUCUCUCUCUGCAUAUUCAGCAGAGCUGCCCUCCUCUCCUCCUCAUCACUCCUCCACUCCUGCGGCAUUGCUCUCUGCUUGAAGGGGGACACUGGCCUGCUCCUCACCCAGUGAUUCUGCAUGACUGUCACAAAGAUGUCAUGGCGUCCGACUUACCGAAGCUCCAAGUUUCGAAAUGUCUACGGGAAAGUGGCCAACCGGGAGCACUGCUACGACGGCGUCCCCAUCACCAAGAACGUCCAUGACAACCACUUCUGUGCCGUCAACUCCAAGUUCGUGGCGGUCGUCACCGAGAGCGCCGGCGGGGGCUCUUUCAUGGUUAUACCUGUGUCCCAGGCUGGCCGUCUGGACUCUCAUUACCCGAAAGUGUGUGGCCACCAAGGCAAUGUGCUGGAUAUCAAGUGGAAUCCCUUCUUUGAAAACAUCGUUGCCUCCUGCUCUGAGGACACCUCGGUGCGAGUAUGGGAGAUCCCAGACGGUGGUCUGAGGCGCAACAUGACGGAGGCGGUGCUGGAGCUGUACGGUCACAGCAGACGGGUGGGUCUCAUCGAGUGGCAUCCCACCAGCAGCGGCAUCCUCUUCAGCGCCGGCUAUGACUACAAGAUCCUGAUCUGGAACCUGGAGAUCGGAGAACCGGUGAAGAUGAUCGACUGUCACACUGACGUCAUCCUCAGCAUGUCCUUCAACACAGACGGCAGCCUGUUGGCCACCAGCUGCAAAGACAAGAAGCUGCGAGUCAUUGAGCCACGCUCCGGGAGAGUCCUUCAGCAAGCCAGUUGUAAGAACCACCGUGUAAACCGAGUGGUGUUCCUGGGCAACAUGAAGCGGCUGCUCACCACGGGGGUUUCUCGCUGGAACACCCGGCAGAUCGCUCUCUGGGAUCAGGAGGAUUUGGCCAUGCCAAUUGUAGAGGAGGACAUAGACGGCCUCUCAGGACUGUUGUUUCCCUUCUACGAUGCUGACACACACAUGUUGUACCUGGCAGGCAAGGGGGACGGCAACAUCCGUUACUUUGAGAUUACCACGGAAAAGCCGUACCUCCAAUACCUAAUGGAGUUUCGGUCCCCGGCCCCACAGAAAGGCCUAGGUGUGAUGCCAAAGCACGGGCUGGACGUGUCAGCCUGUGAGGUGUACCGCUUCUACAAGCUAGUCACCCUGAAGGGUUUGAUUGAGCCCAUUUCAAUGAUCGUGCCGAGGAGGUCGGACACAUACCAGGAGGACAUCUACCCCAUGACGGCGGGAACAGAACCUGCGCUGUCCGCCACUGAAUGGCUGAGCGGCAUUGAUAGAGACCCGGUCUUGAUGUCCCUGAAGGACGGUUACCACCGGCCAAACCAGUUAGUGUUCAAGGCCCCAGUGAAGGAAAAGAAGAGUGUGGUGGUGAAUGGGAUCGACCUGCUUGAGAACGUACCACCCAGGACAGAGAACGAGCUACUGCGGAUGUUCUUCCGGCAGCAGGAUGAGCUCCGGCGGCUGAAGGAGGAGCUGACCACCAAGGAUGUGCGAAUACGCCAACUGGAGCUGGAGCUCAACAACCUGAAGAACGUUAGCCCCAACAACGUCUGACCUCUCAGCCUCCUGGACUGGCAAAGCUGCUUCCUUUGCCCCCUCCCACCCCCUCCACCCAGUUCUGACCUCCAACAAGCUCCUGAGCCCUCCCACUGCGCUUUUUUUUUAUUUUUAUUUUUUGUCUUUAUAUCAUAACUUGAUUUCUGCUGCCCCGCAUAGUGCACACAAUAGUAAUGAUAACUGUUGGAUUAUGUCUUAGCUGGUGCAGUUACUGGGGAAUUGUAAUAAUGAAAAAUGUGAUAAGUAAUAGAGGCAAGGCAGUGUUCAUGGAUCGCCACCUUAACAUGAAAUCAAUAAUAGGGGAAAUUUGAGAUCCAGUCAAUUUUGGUAUUAUCUGUUUUUAUAAAUUAAUCCUCUUGCUCUAGCAUACUCUCAAGUGUUACGAUCAAUUAUUGCAUAUUUUCGGCCAGACCACCGAGGUGUUUGUUAUCACUAUGCCUUUUUGUCGGGGCAAAACUGGAGGAUACAAAGACUGUCACUGGCUCCUGUUUUCCUUCCCCAAAGACCUUACACCCUGCUGCAGACACGGCUUGCAGCGAGCUGCAACAUCAUCUCAGAAUCGAAUCGUCUGGCUGACGUGAAGUAGUUUUGCACCAGAAGAGCGUUCGGACACGUGGAUCAUGUUUUUCCAUAGAGCUGCUUUUCCCGCCACAUCUUUUCUCACCUACAAAUGUUGGCUGUAAAUUGACUUCACCACACUGUCACAUAGCAAACCAAAUCUCUUCCCAAGGGAUGGAUAGUUCAUUCACUUACAAGUAUUUUUUAUUUUUUUUUUAAAUAGUGGGAAAGCAGCUGGGGGACACAUGGAUCCAGAGGUGGUGGACUUGCGUAACUACUCCAAUGUAGUCUCAAGGGAAGCUUCGCAGGCUGUUAUUGGUUUUUUAGGGCUAAUUUUGAGGGUGGGCGAUAAUGUAUAUUUGCUUCUAUUUAUUUGUCACGUUUUACCUUUUUAGCUAAUAACAUGUAUAUUUGUUAAUCCCAUUUUUUUUUUUUUUUUGGAUGAUGUGGCUGCGCAAAGUAAUGAUUGUGAUGCUUGAUAGAUUUUGCUGAAUGUUUCCGGUUGAAAUGGUGCAAGAUUUGUGUGAAGCUGUACCUUCGAUGGUAUUAGUUUGACUCCAACAACAUAACUUGAGAUAAGGUAUGGAAAUAUACUCUUGCCUAUUCCUAACAUUACAGAAAACUGUAAUAAUAACCAUCCCUUUUCAUUUAAUCCAAGUAUAUUACUAUUACUGAGACGUGUUUACCGUAGAUGUGUAAUUUUGCUCGAGACUCAAGGUCAUUUGCCUCUCCUUCUCCACUUGUACCAUCAAACGGCUUUAUUUUUCCCUCUAGUCUGAAAUUGAAGAGAAGUGGGCACCGGAUUAACAUUUGAUUGGCUCCAUAAUGACAGCCAGGUUCAAGCAGGUACCAAAAAGAUUCUUCUGAACAUACCGUGUGUCUUUUUAAUCCGAGCCCAAUCACAUUCAGCCUGGUGUUUAUUACUGAUUCUGCUCUUCAUGGACUGAGAAAAGGAAAAAGGUUGAAUCCACUGCGUGCGUGACAAGACUGGAAUUUGUUCCCCGAGUGAGUCAAAAGUAAGUUAAAGACUGAAGGUCACAAGUCUUCCCUGAUCACAUCACAGCAGGUGCAUGAAGGGUCCAGAGCUUUAUAGCUUCAGUUAAAACAAUCAGAAGAAAAACUACCCUUUUUAAUGUAGACUUGAACCACCGAGACAUUAAAGGUAAAUGCACGUCUCCACCAGGAAAAAUAAAACGGCUACAAUGAAAGUAGAGAAGGGGAUAAAGGAUCUACCGGUGACUGAUGGGCCACAGGUGAAGUCGCAGCUGGAGUUGUGUCGUCUCAUGUAGUCUCAUGCACCGACGACUAAAAUCAACCACUUGACUGAUUAUUUUUGGGAAGGUAGGGUAACAAGGUGGAGAAGGCUUUUGAAAAAUGACUGAAACUCACUUUGUGUAAUUAUUGGAUGGCAUUUUGGAUUUGACUGACUAGUGUUACCAUGGCAAUACCUCCAAAUUUGUUUUGGCACUGAACCAGAUGAACUUUUUUUGGGAAACAAGUAAACCCCAGCUUAUGUUU